This is a messenger RNA of Acanthaster planci (crown-of-thorns starfish), 6420 nucleotides long. RefSeq lists its product as uncharacterized. Gene Ontology annotation, molecular function: GTPase activator activity. Gene Ontology annotation, biological process: signal transduction. Lineage: Eukaryota; Metazoa; Echinodermata; Asteroidea; Valvatida; Acanthasteridae. The record is from RefSeq and is a predicted model, not a curated record.
UGCGGUACGUUUGAAUUCGAUCGCAUUGGGUCACAGUGGACUGGAGCUUGAAGGGACGAUUGCGUAGUUUAUAGAGGUUUGGGAGUAGGCCUACAUCAGACAUAUUACUGUUUGAUCGUAAAGAAGACGAGGUGGGUAAGAUGAAGGACCUAUCUUCUGUGGAAGACAGAGACACCUUGAAAUAUGUCGUACGGCAUGAGCUGAAGACGUUCGGAAUCAAAGUGCCGAAAGAAAAAAGAAGCAGUGUAAGAUGCACGCAAGCUCAAGGGAAGGAAAAGUCCACAACCGCCAGUAGAUCAGCUGUGUUUGGUUGUUCCCUUGAUGAAGUUCCAGCCAUCCCGAUAAAUGCCAGCCCAGGCAGUGCAGUACCAAAAUUUCUAGUGGAUUGCGUGCAGUUUCUGCAGGACAACAUUGGCUGUGAGGGUUUGUUCCGUAAACCAGGGUCCAGGUCACGACAGAAAGAUUUACAGCUCAUGAUUGAGAAUAACAGCCCCAUCCCAAGAGAUGCCAAUGUUCAUGAUGUGGCAGGCCUCUUUAAGCUCUUCUUUCGAGAGCUGCCCGAGCCCCUCAUCAGCGGCAAGCUUGCUGAGGCGCUCCUCAAGAGCCGCCAGCUCCACGACCCCCAGGUGAGCCGCUACACCACCCAGCUGCUGUGCCUGACCCUCCCGCCCCUCCACUGCCACACGCUGUGCUACGCCCUGCAGUUCCUGCAGCGGGUGGCGGCAGACGCAGCCAGCAACCGGAUGGACGCCGCCAACUUGGCCCUGGUCAUGACGCCCAACCUGGUGGGCGGGCUCAAGAUGGAGAAGGGCGGGGGCAGCAGCAGCACAGCCAGCACCGAGAAGCUCCUGAGAUCGCAUACGGCUGUGGUCAGGCACUUGAUCCAGACGGCCAACGACAUUGGCAAGGUGCCGGACGCUGUUGUCGAGAGAGUCGAGAGCUUUGGGAACCGCUCGGGCGAUCUGCUGACGGACAGGCUGACAUCAGAGGAUGAGCUGGAUAAGAGCGGGGAUGGGAUGCUUGAGGAGAGGAAGAAGAACCGGAGACGGCGGCGAAGUGGACCAAUACAAGGUAUCAUGAGUGGCAUUGGGCAAAGCCUUGGGAUUUUGAAGUCUGGUACAGGAAGUGCAGUGAUGAAGUCUCCUGCUACAGACGAUGUCAUUGAGAAUCCGUCAUUCCUUGGUGAAACCCCUCGAAUACUCAGAUCCAGCAAGAGGAAAGCCAGUGAGGAUUUGGGGGCAUUUUCAUCAGCAAAACGGAAAGCGAUGCUACACCAGAUGACCGUGGACCCACAGUACAGCAAGCCAGGCCUGAGCUUGCACAGGGAAGGACGACAGGGGAUGACAGUGACGGAUUCCCCCAUCACUCCCCUCAGACCCAUUGGGCCUGCACUAGGAGAAGUUGAUGCCAUAACUGAGGACGGAUCAACAGUCUUCAAAUUCCAGACGCCGUCCAUCAAAUUUGCGGACGAUUCUUUCACAACGUUUUGUGCCACACCACAGGGGAAGGUCGGCUUAGCAGGUGCUACGCAUGGGAAAAAGCUGGGCAAACUCAACCCAUUGAGCAGCAAAAAGUACAAGAGACGUUCUGGUGCAAUACAAACUGAUGCCAGCACUCCCAAAUCAGUGUAUGCCAGUUACACCCCCAAAUCUAGCGGUGUCUACAAAUCCAUCAAGAAGAGACUUGGCCACAGACACACUCGCACGCAGCCAACUCCAAUUCAUCUUAAUGACAUGCCGGAUAAAUCCGUUGGCUGGCGGCUGGCCAAUCCUCCCAUGCAAGAGGACUCGGCCAUGUUGGACAGCCUGGCUCUUGGCACCUCGCCCCAACUGAGAGGAACACCGCUCACAAGGAGACGUCAAAGGCGACAGAAGAUGCCCAGCUCACCAGCCACGCUCUUCAGUCCCUGCACAGCAGCAUCCUGCCCAGUGCCAGAUCAGAGGGACAGAGAUCAGGGGUCAGCUGGUGCUACAGAUGAGAGGCCGGGAGCUGGUGUCAUGAGAGAUACGGAAUCCCCAAAAGUCGUGGUAGUAGAUCUGAAAUCCAGCACCUGUCCUGAGACUCUCGGUGACGUAUCCAAUGCCUAUCCGCUUAUUGGCACUGAUGAUUCAAAUGGGCAGGAACUUCCGAAGAAUGUCAGUUCCACAGAUGUGAAGGAAUACUCAAGCGGAAUUAUCAAGAAGGAAAUCCACAGAAUCAUGUCUCCAGGAGUUCACACAGCAGGUGAGGAGCCCCGAAGACCAGACCCUUCACCCAAACACGAGCCCCAUAGUGAAGCCACCGAAGGUCACACAUUGCUGCAGCCGUCCGCCAGCCAGAAGAGUCUGUCCAGUGUCCUCUCCCAAGUCAGCAUGGACAGCGCCAAAUCUGUGUUCAGCGUGGAGAUCGAUUAUGACAGAGCCAGCUCUCGGGCAGUGACAGAGGAUCACGACAUAACGGUGCAGACUGAUGAAACACUAAGAGGUACACAGGAGCAUGCAGAGUUGGAGUGUGACUUUCAGGAGAGUGAUACACAAAUAUGUGCUCCCUAUAAUGUACUCGAGGAUGCUGAUUACGGUAUACUGCAGAUGGAUGGAGGUUCCAGCAAGUAUGACAAUGAUGAGAUUGAUGGGAUCCAAGAUUUUCAAGAACAUGAGGAAGGUAGGGCUCAGGUAGGCAGUGUGCUUAGCUUGGACAGUGCAAUCAACACAGAAGGGGAUAAUGAAUCUACGGGAAGUUCAGAGAGCCUGAAGUGUACAGAGACUCUUGCCACUUCAGAGACGGAGAGUGGCAGAGGCCUGGUAAAAUCUGUGUCUGUUGAUAGUGGCACGGGGCUGUCUCAAGAUAAUCUUGCAAGCUUUGACGAGGCAAAACUUCAGGAGGCCCUGGUGAAGCGCAUGGCAUCCGAGCGGGGGAUCAAGUCUGCCCGGGAUAUCCCCCAAGGUCUGGUCAAGCAGAUGUCGGAGCGGCUAUCCCCAGUGGAGGAUGCCAGCGAGGAGUCCAGUUGCAGUGUUUCCAGUGAGGACAACCCCCAGUUCCGUGAGACCAAAGCCUUCUGGAAGCUGGCCCGGACAGGCCACAUCUUCAACAAGAGCCUGUCGGACUCACAGGUCAACUCACCGGCCAGGAGAGCUGGCCCAGCCCCAUCCCCCUGCGCACGGUCGUAUCACUCACAGGUGCACAUCGCCCGAAGGGACGCAUUCAGGCUGACAGCAAAACAGAAGGGCCAUGCCCUCCUAAACUCGAGCACAGUCAGGUCCAACAUUGACAUGUUCAAUUCAAUGUGCCAGCAGAUUUCACUCGAGCAAAAUCUGCGAUCAAAAACCAAACAUCCAGGCAGCCAGGCAGCUGAAAAUUCAGGAUCCACAAGAGCACUAGCUGUGCCAACUGAAAGUGCAACCACUAAGCCUGCGUCUACAAGAGUCCAGCCAAAGACAAAUCUUGUCAAGUCAGUCAGCAUUGACAGUGGCAUGUGCAGCCUUGGUAGUGAUUUGGGUGUACCAGAAACACACACCUGCAUGAUGUCAGAAUCCCAUGACCACGAUGAUUCCCAUGAGAUGGCUGUGUGCCUCGAUGCAUCGAUGGAGGCCCCAAGAGGCCCACAGGAUACCACAGAUGACGCGCACAAGCUGAAGCCAACUGACGGCAAGAAUGGGACCAAGUAUGAAAAUGCGGAGGAGAUGCCCGUUCAUCACAACGGCGACCAGGACAUAGACCAGAUUCCGGAGCACCUAGCGCCGGUUCAUGCCCUCCAUAAUGAGGCGCUUACCCCCUUGAAGCUAGCCUCGUCAACCAUCAUCCGCUCACCUGGAAAGAAGGCUGUCAAGAUCAGACACCGCUCACCUCUGAAACAGUUACAGAUCCCCAACACCAGGGACGUCACGCCAUCGUUCCAGGAGAGCAGGUUACACAAGAGAUACCCUUGCUCUCCUAAGAACCCCUUGCUCAGACAACAGGCGAGCGCGAGACAAGAGAGAUCCCUCAUACCAAAUCAUGUAAGAGACGACAUGGAUGUGGUAGAGCUAUGAGACAAUGAAGGGCAUAGAUGUACACCAUCUCAUUGUGAUUGAACUGCUAAUCUUGAACAACACAGAAUGCAAAGACUUUGCAAGUAAAUCUGACGGACAAUAUUCUCUACUCUGUAGCUCCAAAUGUCUGGAACACAGAUCCAAGUUGAUGGCUCUUUUAGCCACAACACUCUUAUAACCACUAUGCCUGUGACCCUGUAAGCAUGGGAUUCUCAUUAUGCAAUAGUGUGCUUCCAGGCAAGCCAAUGUUCCUUGCAAAGCAAUGGCAGUAAGCACAGCCUUACGUGCAGUCAUUCAAAUGUCCAACCCCUCACACUCUGAAAUCAGUAAGGGGAUGAAGCCUGUCCAAUACACUACUCAAGCACAGGCUGCACACUGCGCGGAGUCCAUUGUUUGACCAUGCUCUUUUUGUUUAGCAGAAAAGGAUAGCUGUUCAAUUGUCUGAAGAUUCUGUGGAGCAUCUCUGGGUAUUUAACGAAGCUUAACGGUGCAAGGCUUGUUGCGUGAUGGAGGAAUUUAGACAUGCACGCACACUGUCAGACAGGUGUACCAUAUUAAACAUAAUGCUAGCCAUAGAUUUGAAAGUGAGACAAUAAUCAAAUACGUCAUUAAAAUGUUUAAAUGGGUGCUUAAAUAAAGGAAAUGUACAUUUAGGAUUUAUUUUUACAUGCAGUACCGUACAUGUACACGCAUGUUCCGUUUGGCAUGUAGGAUUUGCAAAGGAAACUAAAAUUGAUAAUUUUUUGUGUGAUAUUGAUAGAUUUUGGACUUUGCAUUAUUUAACCAGUUAUACUAAAAUCUUAUUACGAUAGAGUGAACUAAAAUAAUCCGAGUGACUGUACCACACAUGACAUAGGGAACAAGCCAUACAGGGUAGACCUCCACUUUGGUAUGAGAGGGUCGAGUCAAAUAUUUAUAGUGUUCUGUGACACCAAAAGUACACUUACAAUAAUGAUUGGUAUAAAGACAUGUACUUGUCACAAGAUGCAGGAUAUGGAAUACAUGCAUUAAGCCAAUUAGCUCUUUGUAUAACUUGAAUGCAUGGUACAUGUACAUGUAACAUAUGGCUUGUUUAACUGAACAUGUUAUGUUCUUCAGAGAGGUUUUGUUCCUUAAGCUAUAUGUGCAUUUGAUUUGAGGCCAAGCUUUUGCAUGUACAGGUAUACAUGUAGUUGCUGCCCAUCAUCAGUACAUUGCUCAGAUGUGGUCCUGAAGAACACACUAUAGCGCCAGUCAAUCAACUCGUGGUCUCUAGAAUUCACACUGAGUGCCACGUUCAAUUCUUGCGGUCGGACAUCCGCCAAAUUCCAUACAAUCGUUGAGUAGCACGAAGGGUAAAUUUGCCCCUUUGCCGCAUGUUAAAUGUUCGUAGUGACGUCAUGCCGACAGUGAGAAUAUGAAAACAUCCUCAGAAUAUCAGGUGCACUUGUAUGAUCUGGCAACUUGUUGCUUGUUGGAAAGGGUUAGGCUUACUUUGCACUGUCCUGCCUUGGUUGGGAGGCUCCCCUUCACAGUGAUUGAUAAUGAGCACCGAUGUGAACAUACAGUAUGCAUUUGUAGGAUUUAACUUGUACUCUUUAAAUGUUUUCCACAUUCAUGCAUGGUAUACUGUACCCGUUACUUCCUUCUACUCAAUGGUGUUUUUGAUUCACAGGAGUAUUUAACAUAGUUGCAUAUUUUCCCUUGGAGUAUACAGUAUAACGUUUUGAGUCAUUGUGAUUUUUUUUAUGAUUGUGUUCUUUAAUGGUGUGGUUGUGUUAACUUGUGUGCCUGUGGAAGACAAAUGUACAUGCACAUAACUUUCUUUUCAGCGAUUCGUUUAAUACCAAAAUAACACAGCAUCUGAACAGAUUGAGUCACUAUGUACUUUAGGGCUUAUGUCUCAAGUUGAAUCAUGCCCUGGGCAAUGGCAAUACCAACCAAAAGCCUGUAUGGUUCACACAUAUUUACAUGCAUUUUCAAUGCACACACAUAUACUGAGAGAGCUUGAAAUACGGGAAGCAAGUCAAUGAGCUGUGCUUACAUGUAAAUGGAAAUAGCUCGUUACAAAACUUCUGAGGGUAUUUGCCAGUUAACCAAUGUGGAGCAUGUGAAAACUGGAAGUCUCACACAUUUAAUUGAGGGGAGGGGGAAGGUACAGAAUCUUUCCGUCUUCUUUCACCUCCUGAUAUUCUUUUCAUUGUACCCACUAUCAUUGUAUACUCUACAAUAAUGAAUGCAUAAAAAGAAUUAUAUGAUCAUAAAGUAACACAUUUUGUUAGGAUAACGACUGACAAAUACAAGAUUGGUUGUAAGUGUAGUAUGGUUAUAGUUUAUUAUUCAAUAAUCUCAAAGCCAGUGUGGAACUUUAAAUAUACAUGUAUAUUAGAUUAUAAUUGUUUAAUAAAAUGGGGGUCUAUUCCUAUCAACUUAA